UCUGUUUUUCAGCGGGCGAAAGGUGACUGCUGACUUCAUCCUGACGAUUUAUCUCUGACAUCAGCUUCAGCAUAUAACAUCCGUUCAAAAAGUAUGCCAUGCAGAAUUCCAUGAUUUGAUUAGAUGCUCUUCCUGUUUGAAAUGUUACAUAGCCUUAUUGUUGGACUUUCAGAACGAAUACGCAGAAAAUCGGAUGAUAUACCUACUCCGCAAAUAGUGAGACAAAUUUCACUUUCACACAGUAUCCGGUGAAGACACUAUGACCUGAUAGAUAUACACACUUUGUCCACUCAAGGACAGAGUGACUGCGUAUGUGGAUCUAAUAAAAUUGUGACCAAAUGGUUGACAUCAUGGCUACGUCUCAGGGGCAGAGCCAGGUGUCCGAGGCUCUCAUACAGUAUGUUCAGAGGGACCUGAAGGACAAACAGAGUCUGGUGGUUCCUGAAGGCAAAUACAAGGGCUGGGUUCCCCGGAGUCUCUACAGCCUGGAAUUGGACAAGGUUUGUCUCCCCUUCCUUAGACUCCAGUCGUUUCCUGUAGGUGGCACUUCCCUAGGCACUUUGACUAAAAUGAAAGAGUUUGAAGCGGUGGGAAACUAUCUAUUCAAGCUUCCAUCAGCAUUCGGGAACUGUAAGGAUUUGAAAACAUUAAAUCUAAGUUUCAAUUACUUCAGCCGUCUGUCGCCAUCUGUUUUCAACUUGGAAAAUCUGACUGAUUUGAAUGUUAGUAACAAUGAAUUAACAGAGUUAUCUCCUGAUGUUGGCAAACUGAAAAACUUGAAAACUUUGAACCUGAGUGGGAACAUGCUGUCGGCAGUUCCUAUCGAGCUCUCCAGAUGUAAAAACUUGGAGAACGUAAAUCUCUCCAGGAAGUGGUACCCACGGGACGGUGGAAUGACAGAGCUACCUGCUGCAGCCUGCGACCUACCAGAAUUACGACAACUUGACGUUAGUUGGCAUCAAAUUCAUACCAUCCCUGACAAUGUGGGCUCUCUCACCAAGUUGCAGUAUCUCAACAUGAAAGGCAACUUCUUGAAAAAUGUAUCUGAAAAUAUCAUACAAUGUGUUCGUCUACAAGUGUUAGAUUUAUCCGGAGCUAUGAAACUCAACUCAGUGAUUCCUGAGCAAAUCCUGAUGCUCUCGGAACUAAAAGUACUUAAUUUAAGUGGCAACUAUUUCACUGAGCUACCCAAAGAGGUGGCUGGCCUGAAAAAACUAGAAAAAUUUGUGAUGCGAAGAAAUGCAUUACUACGACUGCCUGAUGCUAUUUUUGACCUAGUAUUCUUAGAAACUCUUGAACUCAGUGACAACUACUUAUAUGAAAUGCCACCAGCAGUUGCGAAUUUGAAAAACAUUCGUUAUAUAGACCUUCAAGGGAACAAGCUGACAAGUUUACCGAACGAAAUCGGCAGGUGUUUCAGUCUAGUAAGCUUGUGUGUAGCAAGCAAUGAGCUAACGAGUGUGCCAGAUCACAUAUGUAGACUUUCUAAACUAGAGGAACUCGGUUUAGAACACAACCAAUUGAAGGAACUUCCAAUGUUGCUGGAUAAAUUAACUCUUCUUGAAAAAACUAGGCGCCUCAGUGUGUACGACAAUUAUCUUACAAAACCACCUCAAGAGAUAUGCAAUCAAGGGGUUAUCUCCCUUUUCCGCUUCUUGAAAGAAAUGAGAAUUUGUGAGGCAAAACAUCGUCGUAAGAUGAUUCUAAUUGGAGCAGCAAAGGCUGGAAAGACAAGCUUGAGGAAUGCCUUGAUGCUAGGUCACUCCAAACUGACUGCUGAGCACGAGAGGACAUGGGUCUUAGAGCGUCAUCUAUGGGAACCUGAGCCAAGCCUUCGUGUGCAGAUCCUGGACUUUGGGGGUCAUCACAUCUAUUCUGCUGCACAUCACAUGUUCUUGACCCCUGAGGCCCUGCAUCUGGUAGUGUUUGACCUCUCCAAUUAUGAAGAGGAAAAAUAUGACACUAUGGUAGGGGAUUGGAUUGAUGCCAUCGCCGAUCGUGCCCCAGGGGCACAUAUCAUGGUGGUGGGUACACAUGAAGAUCUCUGCUCCAGUGAUGACGUCAAGUCACGCAUCAAUCAUAUCUUACAGAAGAUGAAUGCUGAUGAGAAGGCAAAGAUUGAUGAUCUCAAGUUUUCUCUGGAGAAAGCCAAGACAGAGCUUAUGAAUCUGACGGGCAAAGAAAGCAAUACUAAAUUUGAGGAUAUUGAGGCCCAGAGGAAGCGAGACAAAGUUAGUGGUCUGCAGCGCGUGUUAAAUAUGCGUGUGACAUUAGCCAGUAGGGUUGAGGUUGUCAGUUGUGCUGACACACUAGAUGGUGUGGACAAUUUGCGUGCCUUGCUGCAACAGAAACUAAAGGAGACAGAUGAAAAACCCCUCCCUAAGUCCUGGUAUAAAUACUUGCUGGGAAUUCAGAAGAAAACACAGAAAAUCCUGCACUGGCCGCAGGCAUUGAAAAUCUUUGAAGAAAUUAUGGACACCAUGAACCAGUCAAUGAUCUCUCUAGAGGGGUCCGCAGAGUCCAGUUUGGAAAUGGUACUGCGAUACCUCCACUCCACAGGCGAGAUCGUCUGGUACCAUGACAACCCCCGUUUACGCAGUAUCAUCUUCCAUCGCCCUGAAACACUUGUCGAAAUGUUGAGGGCCAUCUUUAGGCAUGACUUUGAGAAGGUUGUCCAAUUCAAUGACACUUAUGGCAGACUAGCCAAUAUAAGUCUGCACAAGUUUGAGGAGAUGAAAGCCGACUUCUUGGAGCAAGGUUUGAUGACAGUGGAGCUGUUGCACUACUGUUUGUUACACUUCCAGCUAACCACAGAUGCACGUGACAUGUUCAUUGACCUCAUGCUCAAGUUCGACCUGUGUUAUGAGGUGCCAAAGCUAGCUGGGGCACCUAUGACAUUUGCAUCCAGCAGGAUCCUCCGAUUCCCCUGGUUCCUGAAAAGUGAAACACCACAAAAUCUUGCGAUACAGUGGCCAUUAGCGAUUCCACCAGAUAUUAUUCAAUUAUGUUUCCGUCUUCAGUUUAAGAAGAAACUGCCACCAAACUUAUUCGAGAAAUUCUCUGCUCGUCUUCAAACUCACAUCACAGAUCGAUACGACUGGAAGAAUGGAGUGUUGGCCACUAGAAAUCGCACAAAGUUACUUGUUACGAGGGAGACAGUGGAUGCACCGACUGGUGUUCGUGUGGACGUGUCUGUGUCUGUGCGUGGGAGUGAUCUGCAGGAGCUUUGGUUAGUGAUGCUGCGGACCUACGGUGACGUGAUCGUUCUGCUACAAGAAUGGCCCUUCACUCGGUACGAACAAUGGCUGCUGUGUUCGCAUUGUUUGAUAAUGGGAGAUGACAACCCCUUCCUCUACCCUGGAGAGGUGCUUCAGACUUUGUGUCCUCGAGGCCAUUACCAGUUAACAUCCUGUAAGAAGGCCAAAGACAUACCUAUUCCUGCCUGCUUCCUCUUUCCCCUUGAUCCAGAUUACCAGGAAGACAUAGCAGAACACAUCAAGGUGGUGAAGGAGUUCCUACUCUCUACCUACGAUAGUGUUGAUGGAGGAGGCAAUUAUAUACAAAGGCUGCUGUCCAACCUGGGUCUAAGCUACAUCGCAGCGAGAUCUGGUGCUGAGUGGUCACUCAUGGCCCUAGCCUUGGGACUGACCCAGCCAGAGAUAGAACAGAUCCAGCUGGACAAUCCCUACCAGACAGUCAAGCAGACUACUACAGCCCUGGUUCGUUGGCGGGAUCGACAACACAACAUGUCGGAGGAGGCCGUUCUCAAUAAGUUACUGACUGCUCUACAGACCGCCGGCAGACAGGACCUGGUGGAAGAUCUGGAGGAGAAGUUCCAUAUACAAGUGAAUAAUUAGAAGGACUCUACUACCUCAUACUCCAUCAAAUCUUCAGAGAUUUCUUCGGUGGUGUAAUCAGGACAACUUUCCCCAAGAGAUGCUGGUUGCCAGGACAACUUAACUUCAUGAAAUCUGAUGGCUCGGGAUUCAAGAAAAAAUACUAUAUCCUAGUACAGAUUGGUGGGAAUCACCUUGCUAUAUUAUUGACGAACACACUGUUAGGUCAGUUUGAUGGCAAAUAAGGAAAUAUGUGCAGGUAUUAGGUCUAUAUAAAAGUUACUGGUCAAAGUGACUCUAUCAAAUGUUCGGGGAAACUUAAAGUGUUAAAGGUAUGCAUUUAACUCAUUCACCCCUGAAGACACAUUUGAACUCUUCCUAUUCAAAGGUUGGAAUAGUUCUUUAUUAAAUUUCAGGGGUGAAGAAUGAGUUAAUUGUUGUCAUAUGGUCAGGAGAUAGGUUUAUGUGUUCAUACUGAUGUGUGAAAUCUUAAAUUAUUUCUAAAAUUAUAGUUCUAUAUAUUCCUGUCCAGACCUGGAAAGUCUGUAAAACCAAACCCUAGACAGUAACAUUUCAAAAGAAUCACCCUUUAUUUAGUGGCAAUUCUUGCGGCAUUGAUCCAGGAUAUUAGCUAUUAAUUGAAAUUUAUUGUGAAAAUCUGAAAAGAAUCAUUGAUGGUGUUUUGCUGUAAAGAUUUGUGAACCUGGAGUGGACCCUUAGUUUUGAAAGAAACAACUGAAAGUCAUUUCAUUGGAAACAUGAAAAUGAUUAAAAUCAAUUUAUUGCAGGUUAAAAGAACAGUUUAUAGGUAUUUGCUAGUUUUCUGGACCCGGUCGGUCAAAGGUUGGUUAGAGGUUACCAAUGGUUAGAGACAGUUUUGAAUUAUGCCUUAACCCUUUCACCACUGUAGACCAUAAUGGACUCACCCAGAUAAUUAUAUGGUAGAGUCUACUAAAGUUACCUAGGUGUGAAAGGGUUAUAAAAAAAAUCAAGAACAUCUUAUUUUUAGUUAUAUGAUUCCACUUAUAUAGUUUUGUUAAGACAGAUCAGAUUGAUGAGUUUUGAGGAACUAUGUUUCUCUGAUAGGCCUUA
Messenger RNA from Mizuhopecten yessoensis (Yesso scallop), 4928 nucleotides. RefSeq names its product malignant fibrous histiocytoma-amplified sequence 1-like. The record is from RefSeq and is a predicted model, not a curated record. Gene Ontology annotation, biological process: signal transduction. NCBI's taxonomy places the organism in Eukaryota, Metazoa, Mollusca, Bivalvia, Pectinida, Pectinidae. Gene Ontology annotation, molecular function: protein binding. The transcript has 6 exons. The coding region runs from base 339 to 3857 and encodes 1172 amino acids.